Rhagoletis zephyria (snowberry fruit fly) is the source of this 1785-nucleotide messenger RNA. RefSeq names its product kelch-like protein 1. Lineage: Eukaryota; Metazoa; Arthropoda; Insecta; Diptera; Tephritidae. The record is from RefSeq and is a predicted model, not a curated record. Gene Ontology annotation, molecular function: protein binding.
ACAACAACAGCGGUUGGGUUAGGCGGUUACAAGGAGAGUAUAUUCACUCUAACGUAUACCAAACUUCCCAAAAAUGUAUUACGUCUUUUUGGCGGAUAGGGCUUAUUAUGCAUGUUUCCAUCUGUCUCUUUUGUAUACUGUAUGAAUUGAUCAAAACAAAGUUAAAAAUUUGAAAUAAUUCUCUAUAUUAUUAAACGCGCGAUAUAUACAUUUUAAUUCUACGCAAAUAUAUGCAUUUGAAAUCAUUCCAAUACUCUGGUAAACAGGUUAGGAAAUCCAAAGCGUUCUACCAAAUCACAAACGAACAAAAUACGAGUGCAUAAAUACCCAUCAAAAAAAGAAAUUUCAAUUGCAAUGGCAAGUAAUGGCACCCGUCAACUACUUCCAGGUGUGAAUGGCCAUGUUCUCAAUCAUUUCAUCAAGAGACUGCUGAAUAAUAUAUGCGACUUCUACGAUGAGCAGGACCUCAUAGAUGUAACAUUUAUGUUGUCUAAUCCGACUGCUAUGAUUCCAGCACACCGCUUGAUACUCUCAGCGGCAAGUCCAUAUUUUAAAGAUUUAUUCAAAAGUGACAAGGGCUUUAAUCCUGUUAUUGAAUUAACGAACAUUGACAGUGACACUUUUGAGCGUUUGAUAACAUUUUGCUACACCGGCAAGGCCCUCAUAACCAUCGAAAAUGUGGACGUAAUGCUGAAGGGAGCAAUAUAUUUGAAGUUGGAUGAAGCAGUUGUCGGUUGUGUUGACUAUAUUUUGCAGCAUAUAUCUGAGUAUACACUGCAGCGGGCAUAUUGCUUACAGCGUGAAACUCAGUGUGUACCACUGUAUGAGAAACUCUUGGAAUAUGAAAUAAAUAAUUUUAUGGAGAUAAGCCAACGCCCGGAGUUUCUCAGUUUUGAUGCUGAAAAAUUGCAGGCAAUAAUAGAAAGCAGUAAUUUGAAUGUGACUUGUGAGGAAGAUGCCUUUCAUGCUGUGAAGCAGUGGUAUGAAUACGAUGCUUCUGGGCGGCAACAAAAACUUCCCGAUUUAAUCAGUAGCUUACGCUUGACCCUUUUUGACACAAAGUUCUUAUUGAGAAAUGUCCAAACACUUCCUGGAUGUGAGCCAUUGGCAUUCAAGGCAAUAUCGUGGAUUUCGCUUCCUUCAGACCGUGCAAUGAUAUCGAUAAAGUACACAGACCCUCGCAGAAGUAUAUGCAAAAUGUCGGCAGAGACAACUUUGCUUGCGGUGCAAGCUUAUGAUCUUAAAGGCACAAUUUUUCAAUAUAACCAAACUGGGGAUGAAUGGGAAAAAUACGCUCAAGUAGAACAUGAUGCAGCCGCAUACGGCAUGGUUCUUAUGGAAGACAAUAUUAUUUACAUUGGUGGUGCAAGAAAUGGUGAAAUAAUUAACGGUGUUAAAAGCUGGAGCUUAAAAACGAAAACGUGGAGGACAUUGCCUUCAAUGAUUCUGUCAAGACGUUGGCCAAGUGUUGUACUAUUAAAUGGAAAUGUAUACGCGAUUGGUGGAGAUAACUCAGAUCGACAAUAUACAAAGUCUGUGGAAAAGUAAGUAUCCAUGAAAAUAAGCAGCAUUUUUAACAUUCCAGGUACAAAAAAAAAAACAAUUUCAAUUGAUAAGCAUUUUCCUUAUAUGGUCAAAUGCAACUGUAUUUGCUGUAAAGUAGUUGCAAAAAAACUGACUUACAUUCAUCACACAAAAUUAUUGGCCCACUUAGGGCCAAAAUCACAGUGCGUAUUUAACCACCGACAAGAGUUUAAACUUGUAUGCCUCUAUAGUUUAACCCUU